ACGUGUAAAACUAUGCUAUCUUGGAUCUUAACCACGCUAACGUUGGUAUUGGUGGUUCAGGCCAACUUCUUUGACUUUGUCCAGAAUCAGUUUCACACCAACAACCAAGGGGCGCCAGCACCGGCCGGGACUUUUGAAAUGGGAGUACUCAAUUCCAAUUGUAAGGAUUACUUGUGUCCUGAAACCCAAACGUGUGUACAAGGACCCAGACUGUGUCCAUGCCCCUUUCCGUCAAGUCAGUUGAGAUGUGUCUUACCGGACGGCAACUAUAUCUGCAUUUCUAAGCCUGCUGGAGACUUUUCCGUCCGUUACAAGGAUCCCCAGACUAACUGGAAAAUCGAUGCCAACGACGAUACCAUCAGAGAUUGUGGUUGGGUGAACAGACACUACAGGAAGUGAAGAGACCAAGGGGAAGGUUCUAGAUGUAAAUAGGAGUACUUAUAUGUCAAAAGUGGUAUCGAAAUACACAUAUUCCAUGACUGUGGUUGUAGUUGCUAAAUAAGCCAGGCUCACCGAUUGGGCACGAGACGCAAAGUGUGGGUAAAGACAGCUGACCCCUAUAAAAAUCCCCCGGAAAAACGUCUACGCCAUCAACACAUCCUCUACAACACACCUACACCCCACAAACAUCUCUAACUCCUCUCAUAUACUCAGAACAAAUCUCUUUCGCGUCCCUACCACCCGAUGACCAAACCGC
This is a messenger RNA of Yamadazyma tenuis ATCC 10573, 697 nucleotides long. The record is from RefSeq and is a predicted model, not a curated record. Lineage: Eukaryota; Fungi; Ascomycota; Pichiomycetes; Serinales; Debaryomycetaceae.